ACCUUUCUGCCAGCUUACAAAAAGAGGAUUAAAAAGAAGGGAAGCCUAAAGCUUUCUUGUCUUUCUUCACUUUUGCGCCACUUUUGUUUUCGUAUACCGACCACUUCAAACUUGUUACGUCUCUUGGCUGAUACGAAAUUCCUCUUUCAGAAACCCACCGACGAUCCUCUCAAUAUGGCAACGACUGGCCCCAACAAUCUCAAUGCAAAAUUGGUUUUGCUAGGAGACAUGGGAGCUGGUAAAUCCAGUCUCGUUUUACGGUUUGUCAAAGGCCAAUUUCUGGAAUUCCAGGAAUCGACCAUCGGUGCAGCGUUCUUUUCGCAAACUUUAGCUGUAAACGACGCGACAGUGAAAUUUGAGAUUUGGGAUACGGCGGGUCAAGAAAGGUAUCAUAGUUUGGCUCCUAUGUACUACAGAGGCGCUGCUGCGGCCAUUAUUGUCUACGAUAUCACCAGCAUGGAAUCAUUUACACGAGCCAAAAAGUGGGUGCAAGAACUUCAGAAACAAGGUAAUCCUAACAUGGUUAUGGCACUUGCUGGAAAUAAAGCUGAUCUGGAAGAAAAGAGGAACGUGACAGCUGAAGAGGCACGUGUGUAUGCUGAAGAGAAUGGUCUUUUCUUCAUGGAGACAUCUGCCAAAACUGCCACCAAUGUUAACGAUAUAUUUCAUGAAAUAGCUAAGAGACUGCCUAGGGCUCAGUCCACCCAGAAUCCAGCUGGGAUGGUUCUUGUUGACAGACCAACUCAAGGUGCCCGCGUUGGUGGGGCCACUGCCACAUGCUGUUCAUAAAUAUUGGCCAAUCGGAGGCAUUGAAGAACAUCAAUUGUUGCAUUGGAUAUGUGAUGUGUUAAGAUUUUUAUCAAGGGAGUCAUGUAUACUUUGUAGCUGUAAUUAAGACACUCGACAAUAAUUCGAUGUAGUUGAAUCAUGUGUGUGUAAAUGUGGUGGCUUUUCUUUUGCGUGUUUGAAACUUUUAAAUGCUAAGCUGAUCAUGCAAAGUCAUUUGUCUA
Molecule: messenger RNA, 1010 nt
Organism: Lactuca virosa
Lineage: Eukaryota; Viridiplantae; Streptophyta; Magnoliopsida; Asterales; Asteraceae
Source: the annotation of a GenBank genome assembly